Panthera uncia (snow leopard) is the source of this 1942-nucleotide messenger RNA. It is a transcript of the gene RAD9B, whose product is annotated as RAD9 checkpoint clamp component B. Bases 159 to 1406 code for a protein of 415 amino acids. Gene Ontology annotation, cellular component: checkpoint clamp complex. Lineage: Eukaryota; Metazoa; Chordata; Mammalia; Carnivora; Felidae. The transcript has 11 exons. Gene Ontology annotation, biological process: mitotic intra-S DNA damage checkpoint signaling; DNA replication checkpoint signaling; DNA repair. The record is from RefSeq and is a predicted model, not a curated record.
AGGCCCUUCCGCGACGUCAAACUUAGCUGCCCUUUGGGGAAGGGAGGGUGGCGGGAGGAGUAAGAUCUCGAAGCUUCGGAGGGUGCGGCCGACAUCCGGGCACCUGGGGCCGUCGAGCUGAGGCGCGCCUCGGGGCCCUGCUUGUUAGGGCUGCGGCCAUGCUGAAGUGCGGGAUGAGCGGCAGUCAGGUGAAAGUAUUUGGGAAAGCAAUCCAAGCUCUAUCACGAGUCAGUGACGAGCUGUGGUUAGACCCAUCUGAAAAAGGUCUUGCUUUAAGAUCUGUGAAUUCUUGUCGGUCAGCAUACGGAUGUGUUCUCUUCUCUCCUGUGUUUUUUCAACAUUAUCAAUGGUCAACCUCAGUGAAAAUGAAUGAUAAUGAUUCGACUUCAUCAAACUUAAAUUGCAAAUUGGGAAUGAAGUCAAUUCUGCCCAUCUUUAGAUGCCUGAAUUCCCUCGAAAGAAAUGUAGAGAAGUGCAAAAUAUUCACCAGGUCUGAUAAAUGUAAAGUGGUUAUUGAAUUCCUCUGCAGACAUGGUAUUAGAAGAACUCAUAAUGUAUGUUUUCAAGAAAGUCAGCCCUUGCAAGUUAUUUUUGAAAAGAAUAUGUGUUCUAAUACACUAGUGAUUCAACCAAGAGUGCUUGCUGAGGCGAUUGUUCUUUUCACAUCAAGUCAAGAAGAAGUUACUCUUGCUGUUACCCCACUCAGUGUUUGCCUUAAGAGUUCCAGUGACGAACCAGUGGAUUUGACCAGUUCUGUGUACAGUGAGAUGUUUGUUGGCCCAGAUGAGUUUGACUUCUUUCAAAUUGGAGUUGAUAGUGAAAUAACAUUUUGCUUCAAAGAAUUGAAGGGAAUACUGACGUUUUCGGAAGCUACACAUGCUCCUAUAGCCAUUCAUUUUGAUUUUCCUGGGAAACCUAUGGCUUUAAGUAUUGAUGAUAUGUUAUUGGAAGCUAACUUUAUUUUGGCUACAUUAGCUGAUGAGCCAAGUAGAGCAUCUUCUCCGCAGUCACUGUGUCUUUCCCCAAAACAAAAAAGGUCAGAGCCGCUGAGUUCAAAUUCAGAGGCUGGUAAAAAUGUAACCAGCAAGGCCCCAGAAUGUAUCCUGAGAAAAGUAGCACCUAAAAGGCUUUAUCCGAAGGAGACUCUCACAGAUGUCUCUGCACUGGAAAACUGUGGCAGCCCCAUAAUGAAAAGAGCGAAUGGAGACAGGAGUGAAGUGUCGGAAAGCAGCGUCAGCGACACGGAGGAGGUGCCAGGGUCUCCGUAUCUGAGGAAGUUUUCUUGCAUGUUCUUUGGAGCAGUUUCUUCUGACCAGCAAGAACGCUUCAACCACCCUUUUGACGGUCUGGCAACAGCAAGUGACAGUGAAGAGGACAUGAAUGAUGGCAGUUUUUCCACAUUCUAACACUUAAUGAUGGCUGAAUUGGCCCUCAGCCCAUUUGCUAGCUCACUUGCAACCUCAGACACGUUUUCACAUUUAGUCAAUAAAGAUAUUGUCUUGGCCUUCCUCGAAAUGGGGGAUGGGUUUCUGCUUUUCUCAACAUCAUCAUCUGGUAUAACAGCCAUAUCUAGAAAUAGCUGCUUGUUAAGUGGACAUAUUUACUUUAAAUCCAUUAUGCUACUUGGGAGGCAGAAGAGUUUUCCCGUGCAGGGAAAAAGCCCAUUCGAGUUCUCUAAUUCAGUGCACGUUCACACUAUAGCUUUUAGCAUUUUCUUUGCCAGUUUUUAUAAAGGUAUUUAGACUUUCUUCAGCAGCUCUUUGGAAUGCGUCAAUAUGGCCUGUGGUCUUGUGACUAGUAGGUAGCUUUUGUAUUUGAUUGCAAACAUUUGAGUUUGGGUGCUUUCAGACAGUUAAAAGUUAUGCAAUCUUUCCUCGUGUAAUGCGUGACUUUUUUUGUUCAUUGCUUUUUAUACUUUAAGAUUUUAAGUAAAACAAUCUCU